This is a messenger RNA of Thermothielavioides terrestris NRRL 8126, 957 nucleotides long. RefSeq lists its product as uncharacterized. NCBI's taxonomy places the organism in Eukaryota, Fungi, Ascomycota, Sordariomycetes, Sordariales, Chaetomiaceae. The record is from RefSeq and is a predicted model, not a curated record. Gene Ontology annotation, biological process: glycolipid biosynthetic process. Gene Ontology annotation, cellular component: lipid droplet; plasma membrane; mitochondrion. Bases 174 to 809 code for a protein of 211 amino acids. The transcript has 3 exons.
GUGUAUUCGCAGAUAUACUACAUACACGGGCUUGUGUUGAUGAAUCGCCGGACUGAAAAUAGCCAUCCGUCUUCGUUCAAUCGCGCCAGUGCUUUCGUCUCCAGGGCUCUGCAGCAGCUGGACUGUCCGCCCGGAACAGCCUCAUCCCCUUUCCCUUCAUAGUUCGCUUCACCAUGCCAUCCAAACAGCACGGCCGCCAGUACGACCUGGUGGUAUUUGGCGCCUCCGGCUACACGGGGAAGUACACGGCCCAGUACAUCACCACCCACCUGCCCACCGACCUCAAGUGGGCCGUAGCAGGGCGCUCGCAGUCCAAGCUGGAGGACCUGGUUGCUCAGUGCAAGGAGCUCAACCCGGACCGUGUCCAGCCCGGGAUUGAGAUCUGCAGUCUGACCGACGCGGACCUGGCUGCCCUCGCCAAGAAGACCUUCGUCCUCAUCACCACCGUCGGGCCCUACGGCAAGCUGGGCGAGCAUGCCUUCAAGGCCUGCGCCGAGAAUGGCACGCACUACCUCGACGUGACGGGCGAGGUGCCCUUCGUCGCCAAGAUGCUCAACAAGUACGAAGGCACGGCGAAACAGACCGGCGCCCUCAUGUUCCCGCAGAUCGGCAUCGAGUCGGCGCCGGCCGACCUCGUCACCUGGUCCCUCGCCACCUUCAUCCGCUCCGAGUUCUCGUCGCCCAUCCGCGACGUGACCGUGUCCAUCCAUAACCUGAACAACAGCAACGUCCAACAACGCACUAAACCGCCCUCUUCCACCUCCUCUGCAGAUCCGCCCCGUCAGGCGGCACCCUCGCCACAGCCCUGACCAUCCUCGACAACUUCUCCCUGACCGAGUUCCGCGCCGCCUACCAACCCUUCGCGCUCUCCCCGACGCCACCGCCGCAGGCACAACCCCCCUCCCCAUCCCUCCUCACCCGCCUCACGGGCCUCGUAACCGUGCCCUCGCUCGGGCU